Molecule: messenger RNA, 3255 nt
Organism: Trematomus bernacchii (emerald rockcod)
Lineage: Eukaryota; Metazoa; Chordata; Actinopteri; Perciformes; Nototheniidae
Gene: stk16
Product: serine/threonine kinase 16
Exons: 8
Coding region: 43-1005 (320 amino acids)
Biological process (GO): protein phosphorylation
Cellular component (GO): cytoplasm; Golgi apparatus
Molecular function (GO): protein serine/threonine kinase activity; ATP binding
Source: RefSeq, a predicted model, not a curated record
CGCUGGUUUAAAAGGGCUGAAGAAGAAGAUGGAGGAGGAGAUAUGACAGCCCUUAAAAGCUUGGCGUUAAAUAAUGUACCAGUCAAGAUGGGGCAGACCCUGUGUAUUUGCUCCCGUGGCUCCAUCACCAUUGAUAACAAAAAAUAUUACUUUGUGCAGAAACUAGACGAAGGGGGGUUCAGUUAUGUUGACCUGGUAGAGGGGGCAAAGGACGGGCGCUUCUAUGCCCUGAAGAAGAUCCUGUGCCAUGACCGUGAAGGCCGCCAGGAGGCGCAGACAGAGAUGGAGAUGCAUCAGAUUUUUAAUCACCCCAACAUCUUAAGCAUAGUUGCGCACACCUUUGUUGACCGUGGAGGCAAGACUGAAGCCUGGUUACUGCUGCCUUAUAUUGGAAAAGGCAGCCUGUGGUCUGUUUUGGAGAAGUUACGGGACAAGGGGAGCUUAAUGUCUGAAAAACAGAUUUUGCAAAUCUUCCGUGGUAUCUGCUCUGGACUCAAGACCAUGCAUGAAAAAGGCUAUGCACACAGAGACCUGAAGCCGACAAAUGUGCUUCUGGAUGAGGACGAUAGGCCGUUUCUGAUGGACCUGGGCUCCAUGAACCGUGCUAGGAUUGAGGUUCGAGGAACCAGAGAAGCCAUGACCAUACAGGACUGGGCAGCGCAGCGGUGCACCAUCUCCUACAGGGCUCCUGAACUCUUCAAUGUAGAGAGCCACUGCAUUAUAGAUGAGCGAACUGAUAUCUGGUCACUGGGCUGUGUGCUUUACUGCAUGAUGAUGUUGGAGGGGCCGUAUGACAUGGUAUUUCAGAAGGGGGACAGCGUGGCCCUGGCUGUCCAGAAUCCAGUGACCAUCCCACAGUCGUGCAGUUACUCGGGGAGCCUGAAGAUGCUGCUGAGCUCCAUAAUGAUGUCCAAUCCGCAGGAGAGACCAAACAUCCACUGGGUUCUGGACCAGGUACAGGAUCUGCAGAGCUGCAGCCCCAACACGCAAACCAACAUGGUGUGAACAUGCACGGUGAACUGGACGUGGGUGUCAUGGAAACCUUUGCACACACAAAUGAACGUAUUUUAUUUUUAGCUUGAAGAUCUUUUCUUUUUAUUUAUUGACUUGAGUAUAAAAGUUGAGGUGCUGACUUUCACUCAGCAUGGGGAGCUUGGCAACAGUUUUAGCAUUCAGUUUGAAUCCUAAGAUCCAGCCUGCCUCUCACAGGCGGCUCCUGUAGUGAUAGACCUGAUCUGAAGAAUCUGAAGGGCCUUACAUGUGUUUUCAACCUGCAAUAUAAUGCUCUUGGCAAGGUAGAAAUGUUGCUUCUAAUUCAAAGCAGCUUUUCCGUAUCAUUUGAAAGGGAUAGUUCGACAUUGUGCAAAAAUUGCUCUUCCGAGAUUUGCAUGAUCGGAUAAAAACCACUCUCAUAUCUGUCCGUUAAAUUUAAAUCUGGAGCCAGUCUGUUAGCUUAGCUUUGCAUAAAGACUGGAAAGAGGGAGGGACAGCUAGCCUGAUGCUGUCUAAAUGUAAAAAGUCUGCCGACAAGCACUUUACAAACUCUUCAUCAUGUAAUAUAGUGUUUGUUUAAUCUGUACAAAAACAAAGUGAAAAUAAUAAUAAUAAUGAUAACAAUAAAGUGGUUCGUUGUAUACUUACCACAGGACAUAGCGUGGUGAGCUUUAGAUGUGCUGGUAUGCCAGAUUUCGAUAACUUUAGAUUAAGCGAGGCUAGCUGUUACCAUCUGUUUUCAGUGUCUAUGCUAAGCUUAGCCUAUCCAAUUGUGCUAAUUUCUAAAUAUUACUUAAAAAAGUUUUUGUCUUAAGUUUGUGUAUCUAAUAGGAAAAAGGGAUGACAUUAAAGCUUUGCCGAACUGUCCGGUGGAUGGGUUUAAUAUGUAUCUUGAUUUCAUUCCCUACCGAGAAGGAAACGUUCCACUUCCUUUUAUUUUUUUAAUCUUAAUUCCUGAGUGUUUAUUGUGUGUAACAUCUUGUGUUACGCUUGUGUGCUGUAGUCACAAAUAUACUACUUGGCCUUCAGCUUUUCUCCUCACUUUAACUCGUACUGUUUUUGUUUGUAAUGGGGGGAAAGCUUAGAGGCAGAAUGCUCCUCACCUGCAAUGCUGCAUUUAAACACACAGUGGUGCUCCUCCAUCACGGCUCCACAUGUUGACAUGAAGAUGUUUCUGUCUGUGCAGCUGAUGAUGUGUGAAGAGGCUCUUUUGUAAAACUCAACAAAGAGUGUCUGCGUACGGGUCAGGUGUUACUGUAACUGUACUUUCACGAUAGAGAAUGAACUUUUUAUCACUUUAAGGAAUUUCAUUUUUUUUUGCAUUUGUCAUAUCCACCAUUGCAGUUUAACCUUCACUUUUCACUGUAUUGUUUUAAAAAUAUAUUUUUUUUUUUUCAUUUCUGCUCUACUCGUGGUGAAUUCUGAUUUUCCUGUCAUGUGUGAAUGAGGUCUCACUAUUUUUGUUCUCUCAGGGUUUACCCAUAUUAUUAAAGGUCUGAAGUAGUCAACCUCAAUGGUACCUUUCUUUUCAAGGACAAGUGUGUAGGUUUUAGGAGGAUUUAUUGGCAGAAAAUGUAAAAUAUUAAUAAAAACUACAGUAUGUUUUCAUUCCAGUAAUAUCAUCUGAAACAAGGAAUUGUUUAAUUAUUGGGACAUUUUGAAUGACCCCUUCAUAGUAAGAGAUCCUCUUCCACAGGGUCGGCAAUGUUUGACUGCCAUAUUUUCGGCCUGAACAGAAAAACCACACUCUGGCUCUAGAGAGGGUCUUUCAUGAUUGUAUUUUUUCCUUAAGGCCACCGUAGUUCUCUGACAUGCUUGAGAUUGGAGAUCUGUUCAGUAGCAAUCUGCUUCAACCUCAACCCUAUGUGCCUCUAAAUUCUACACACUUGACCUUUUUUAAAACCAUCGUUUAAUGAAAUAAUACUUUGGGCAUUUAAGUUGAGAUGGGUGCUUUCGUGACCCUGUAUGCGGUGAUAUUGGACCACAUUAGAAUCCUUAAUGGUUAACCUUUACAUUAAAUUGUUGGAGUUGAAAUUGGCAUAAGGUUUAAAUAUAUAAUCUUUUUAAUAAUACGUUUUGAAAAUGUCUGAAGAUGAUUUUUUUUUGUUUUGUUAAUACCAUGGAGCUAGUAAAAUCAUUUUAUAUUUUCUAAGUGUACGGAUGGAGUUCACAGAUAUUCGAAGGAAAGAAUGUGUUAUUUAUUUAUGAACAAUUCUGUUUUAUCUCAUGAAUUGCAAAGAAUAAAUAAAGAAUAAAUAUGUA